This is a messenger RNA of Lodderomyces orthopsilosis Co 90-125, 765 nucleotides long. RefSeq names its product mitochondrial 54S ribosomal protein bL17m (gene MRPL8). The transcript has a single exon. Lineage: Eukaryota; Fungi; Ascomycota; Pichiomycetes; Serinales; Debaryomycetaceae. Gene Ontology annotation, cellular component: ribosome; mitochondrial large ribosomal subunit. Bases 1 to 765 code for a protein of 254 amino acids. Gene Ontology annotation, molecular function: structural constituent of ribosome. The record is from RefSeq and is a predicted model, not a curated record. Gene Ontology annotation, biological process: translation.
AUGGUUACGAUAAACCAUUUUAAUAAGGAUGUGGCUACUCACAAGAAGAUGAUCUACAAGAACCUAUGUGCCAAUGUUAUACGUAAUGAAAAUAUAAUAACCACCCAAGCAAAAGCAAGACAAGCACAACCUCAUAUUGAACGAUUUUUGGGUAAAGCUCUAGCUGAAAGUAAGAACAUCACUAACUCUACUAACCCAGCAGAGAAGCUACUCAAGAUUAAAGCAUUUGGUUAUUUACAACCACCCGAUAAGCAAGAUGUUGGAUUGAAAGUUAUACGUGAGUUAACUAACCGAUACAAGAACAGAGAUCAUGGAUUCACUAGAAUCAUUAAAUUGGAACCUAGGUUGGGUGAAGAUAAAGCACCAAUGUGUGUCUUGGAGCUUGUUGAUUCUAAAUAUGAAAUUAAAUUAUGGUUUACUGCUAAAGCUGUGGCCAAGUUGGAAUUGCAAAAUAUUCCAUUGGAUGAUAUAACUGAAUUAAAUGUCAAGAAAUUAACUAGUAGUAGACCUGAUGGUGAACAAGUAUUCAGAGAUGCUGUUGAAACUUGUAAAAAGGAAUUUUUCAAACAUGGUGUUGAAACUGAAGAGGAUGUUGUUGAUGAAAAAUUGAAAAAACUGUUGGAAAGUUUACCAAAUAUGGAAAGACAUACAGGUGAAUUGAAAGGUAAAUUAUUGGUAUCAAAGAAAUAUAAGACUAAACCAAGAAGGACACCCACUCAACAAGAAUCUGUUAUACCUCCAUCACCAUUUUUGAAAUCAGCAUAG